AAAUUAAUUUCUUCAGCCCUGGUCGAAAUGCAAUCAAACGCCGGAAAGUGCAACAUUUAGAUCGCAAUGAGCGCGGGAAAACGUGGAGCGUUGAUAAUAUUUGAAGGAUGCGACCGCAGUGGAAAGACCACUCAAAGCCGGCUGUUGGUUGAGCUACUGAAAUCGAAAGGCAUACCGGCAUUGCCUAUGAAUUUCCCGGAACGCAGUUCUAGCAUUGGCCAGGUGAUUAACUCCUAUUUAACCAACAGCAAGGAUCUGAAGGAUGAGGUGAUUCACCUUAUGUUCUCCGCCAAUCGCUGGGAGCACAUGAACCAGAUGAAGCAGAAGUUGCUUGAGGGGCACACAUUGGUUGUGGAUCGAUAUUCAUUCUCCGGCGUAGCAUAUAGUUCGGCCAAAGGAUUGGACUUCGACUGGUGCUAUGCUCCGGAAAGAGGACUCAUAAAACCAGAUGCAGUUUUCUACCUAAGAGCACCACCAAAUGACCUUACAAAUCGUGGACAAUACGGUGAAGAGCGUUAUGAAAAAGUGGAAUUCCAGAGUCGUGUGGCCAAGGUAUUUGAUCGCCUUUGCGCAAAUGAGGCCAGCUAUUGGCACCAGUUUGAUGCCAGUCAACCUGUGGACGAGUUACAUGCCCGGAUAGCGAGCAUUACGGAAGAGCUCCUGCCCACAGUGGCCACUCAACCCCUGGACACGUUAUCAUAGCACACGUCCUUGCAUCGCCAUUCAUUAGGGGGGAUUUACAUUGAUUUAUGCAAUACACGAAUGUUUGUUAUAAAUGUUUUAAA
Molecule: messenger RNA, 785 nt
Organism: Drosophila yakuba
Lineage: Eukaryota; Metazoa; Arthropoda; Insecta; Diptera; Drosophilidae
Product: thymidylate kinase
Exons: 3
Coding region: 67-702 (211 amino acids)
Biological process (GO): dTTP biosynthetic process; dUDP biosynthetic process; dTDP biosynthetic process
Cellular component (GO): cytoplasm; cytosol; nucleus
Molecular function (GO): ATP binding; dTMP kinase activity
Source: RefSeq, a predicted model, not a curated record